GAAUUCCUGCACUGGGAGAAGAGCAGAGGUCAGUCUGUGCCUCUCCAGCUCUCAGGCUAUUGGCUGGAUUGAGGCCAUAGACUGGAUCCGCCCAAAAUCACUAACUCAUGGGGACAAAACCCAAGUAUUCGUAAAUUUGUUCUCUCUAUAACGUCCGUGCACUUCCAUUGAAAACCACCGAGUAGCCGAUUGAGCGCAGCCACAGGAAGACGCAGACAUGUUGAAGGUUCUGUCUCGCGUGCACGGUUCACGUGUGGCCAGAGGAGCAGACGGUUGGAAUGGUAUUGAUUCCACGGCCAGAUUUCACCGGCCAAGUGGUGUGUUAUGUCAGAAGUCAGCCGUGCAGCCCAACGUCCCCGACCUGCCUGAGAUGCCACGCUGUGACUUCAAACCUCAGCCAUACCAGGGCAUGAGCGCGGCCCAGAUGCUGCACAUCAGGCAGCAGAACUGCAACCCCAUGACCAUGAAGGUGACGUCCUACAAGAAGCCCGUGUUCGUCCAGCAGGGCCACAUGCAGUGGCUAUGGGACGUGGACGGCAAGCGCUACCUCGACCUCUUUGCCGGAGUGGCUACCGUCAGCGUGGGACACUGUCACCCGAAAGUGACGGAAGCGGCAGAGAAACAGCUAAGGCAACUGUGGCACACGACAAACAUCUACGUCUACCCAACCAUCCACGAAUAUGUGGAGAAGUUGGUGGCCCUUCUACCAGAGCCACUGAAGGUGGUGUACAUUACAAACAGCGGAUCAGAGGCAAAUGAUUUGGCCAUGCUGAUGGCGAGGCUGCACACUGGCAACUUUGACAUCCUCACAUUCAGAGGGUCAUACCAUGGUGGUAGUCCUCAAUCAUUGGGCCUGACUUCAAACAGUUCAUACAAGUACCCUGUGGCUGGGGGCCUGGGCUGCCAUAAUACAAUGUGCCCUGAUGUCUUCAGGGGUCCAUGGGGAGGAGACCACUGCCGGGACUCCCCCAUCCAGACCUACCGUCCAUGCAGCUGCCCUGCAGACCGCUGUUUGGCCACUGAUAUGUACAUCAAUCAGCUGAAAGAAGUAUUUGCUACAAGUGUACCGAGUCGCAUCGCAGCUUUCUUUGGUGAACCCAUUCAGGGAGUUGGAGGGGCUGUGCAGUACCCUAAGGACUACUUGAAGGAGGCCUACAAGCUGGUGCGGGAGCGAGGAGGAGUGUGCAUCGCAGACGAGGUACAGACAGGUUUCGGGCGCACAGGAACUCACUACUGGGGAUUCCAAGGCCAUGACGUCAUUCCAGAUAUGGUUACCAUGGCGAAGGGCAUAGCCAACGGGUUCCCAAUGGGGGCGGUUGUCACAACACCAGAGAUUGCCAGCUCGUUCGGGAAAGGAGUUCACUUCAACACGUUCGGUGGCAAUCCUGUUGCCUGUGCCAUCGGUUCCUCCGUGCUCGAUGUUAUAGAGGAAGAUGGAACCCAGGAGAUCAGCCUCAGGGUUGGAACGUACAUCAUGGAGGAACUGGCCAAGAUGCGCGAGAAAUAUGAAGUCAUUGGCGACGUCCGUGGCAAAGGACUCAUGAUUGGCAUAGAAAUGGUUAAAGACAAGGCAAGCCGAGACCCACUUCCUCCAGCAGACAUGGCAGAGAUCUUUGAGGACGUCAGAGACAUGGGGGUGCUGAUCGGCAAGGGAGGCGUGUACGGACAGACCUUUAGGGUUAAGCCUCCCAUGUGCAUCACUAAAGAGGAUGCUGACUAUUUCCUUGCGGUCUUCAACCAAGCCAUGAUCAAUUACACGGAGAGGAGAUGAGACCUCCGAGAAACGUCCGUGUGCUGUGCGCACACACACAAGCACACUCCAUCAUCACACACACACACACACACACACACAAACACACCGAUCAAUGCUGUUUAUAGCACGUGGUGCUGUGAAACCUCAGUAUAUUAGUGAGAGAUGUACUGUGCAUGAGCCAGAUAUCCGUGCUGUCUUGAGAAGUUAUUUCCAUACUGAUAUAACCAUCAGACAUAUCUUAUGCAGGUUUCUAUAAUGGCUCAAUGCCUCUUGGAAAAAAGGGUCAAAAUGUCAAAUCUGCCUCUACAAUGUGGGUUACAAAUGUUGAUCCAUAAUCAGUAUUCAUCUAUAUACAGUAUUUUGUUUAGGAUUAAUGUAGUAAUAGAGAUGUCAAUAAUGUUGUUAAAUAACAUUAAUAUAUAAAAUAAUUUAUUUAAAAUAUUUUUAUAAUUUCAUAUAUUUUUCCCCGCUAUCCCAAAGGGCAACCCUUACCAGCAUAACGCUUCUGUUUUUGUACAAGCUAACAGCACACACCAAACUUAUUACAUAAAUACAUUAGAGCGGUGACAUCAAUAGCUCCUACAGGUGGAGUCCAAGUCAGAGUGCUGCCAAUAUAGAGCGAGAGUAAUGGCUUCGGCUGUUAAAGGUCUCAGUCAGUGGCCUGUCAUUUUUCAAAUUCCCCUGUUUUCGUUCGCUCUCAAGCUGUGGAUUUUCCAUCUGUAAUGAGUCUUAAGGUGCCUUUAAUUUGGAAAAGCACUAUGUUCACUUUAUACCUUAAAAUCUCCAAGCAGGUGGAAAAUAAUGCCUUAUAAACCCACUAAUGAAUUUUAAUCCAAGGCAAAAGAGCAAGUUAUUGUUUUUGUUAAAUCGGCUUGAUCAGUGUUAAAUUGAUUAACCACAACAUAGGUGUUUUUAAAAAUUGUGACUGAAAUAUCAGAGCUUACCAAAACGCACCAGGCAUGUUUUUUUUAUCUUGACAGCCAUGUUUGGUCUUCUUAACAUGUACAGAAUGUGAACACUUCUCUACCAGGUACCUUGAGCUGCAGCCGAACAAGUAGCAUAUCAAGUUACCAUUUGGAGUACACAGUGUAUGUAUUGAAUUUGAUUAAAAAAUUCAUAAUUUUUA
Messenger RNA from Engraulis encrasicolus (European anchovy), 2879 nucleotides. It is a transcript of the gene agxt2, whose product is annotated as alanine--glyoxylate aminotransferase 2. NCBI's taxonomy places the organism in Eukaryota, Metazoa, Chordata, Actinopteri, Clupeiformes, Engraulidae. Gene Ontology annotation, molecular function: L-alanine:glyoxylate transaminase activity; pyridoxal phosphate binding. Gene Ontology annotation, biological process: glyoxylate catabolic process. The coding region runs from base 218 to 1771 and encodes 517 amino acids. The transcript is spliced from 14 exons. The record is from RefSeq and is a predicted model, not a curated record. Gene Ontology annotation, cellular component: mitochondrion.